GCAAGAGAGGAACCGGUGGGCACGAAUCAGUGGGGUAAUUGGUGUAAAAUGGCGCUGUCUCAAGGAACAAAGAAAAAAGUUUGCUAUUACUAUGACGGUGAUGUGGGAAACUAUUACUAUGGCCAGGGCCAUCCCAUGAAACCCCACAGGAUCCGCAUGACACACAACCUCCUCCUCAAUUAUGGACUGUACAGGAAAAUGGAGAUCUAUAGACCACACAAAGCCAGUGGUGAGGAGAUGACAAAAUACCACAGUGACGACUACAUUAAGUUCCUGAGGUCCAUCCGACCAGACAACAUGUCUGAGUACAGUAAACAGAUGCAGAGAUUCAAUGUCGGAGAGGACUGUCCAGUGUUUGAUGGUCUGUUUGAGUUUUGCCAGCUCUCGACAGGUGGCUCUGUCGCUGGAGCAGUGAAGCUGAACAAGCAGCAGACAGAUAUCGCCAUCAACUGGGCAGGUGGACUCCACCACGCCAAGAAGUCUGAGGCCUCCGGUUUCUGCUACGUCAAUGACAUUGUCCUGGCCAUCCUCGAGCUGCUCAAGUACCACCAGAGGGUGUUAUACAUAGACAUUGACAUCCACCAUGGUGAUGGAGUGGAGGAGGCCUUUUACACCACAGACAGGGUCAUGACUGUCUCUUUCCACAAGUAUGGGGAGUACUUCCCUGGCACUGGAGACCUGAGAGACAUCGGAGCUGGAAAAGGCAAGUACUACGCAGUAAACUACCCACUAAGAGACGGCAUUGAUGAUGAGUCCUAUGAAGCCAUCUUCAAACCGAUCAUGGCUAAAGUAAUGGAGAUGUAUCAGCCAAGUGCCGUGGUACUGCAGUGUGGAGCUGAUUCUCUUUCUGGAGACAGACUGGGCUGCUUCAAUCUCACCAUCAAAGGCCAUGCCAAAUGUGUUGAGUACAUCAAAAGUUUCAACCUGCCUCUGCUGAUGCUGGGCGGCGGUGGCUACACCAUUCGUAAUGUGGCCCGCUGCUGGACUUACGAAACAGCUGUCGCCUUGGACUGCUCCAUCCCCAACGAGCUGCCCUACAAUGAUUACUUUGAGUACUUUGGGCCUGACUUCAAGCUGCACAUCAGCCCGUCCAACAUGACCAACCAGAACACCAACGAGUACCUGGAGAAGAUCAAGCAGCGUCUGUUUGAAAACCUCCGCAUGCUGCCUCAUGCCCCUGGUGUCCAGAUGCAGGCUAUCCCCGAGGAUGCCCCCCACCCAGACAGCGGGGACGAGGAUGAGGAGGACCCCGACAAGCGCGUCUCUAUCCGGGCCCACGACAAGAGGAUAGCCUGUGAGGAGGAGUUCUCUGACUCUGAGGACGAGGCCGAGGGGCAGGGAGGAGGCCGCAGGAACGCAGCCAACCACAAGAAGGCAAAACGAGUGAAGAAGGAGGAAGAGAAGGAAGGAGAGGAAAAGAAAGAAGUGAAAGAGGAGGAGAAGGAGGAAGAGAAGAUGGACACGUCAGGACCAAAAGAAGAGGUGAAGACAACUUGAAGUUAAGGACAAGGAGAAAGUCAUGGUUGUACUGUUGUUCUCAAGCCCCACUGAUUCCUAUACUCUCCUCCUAUGACGAUAGGAGCUUCUUGUAUUCCUGUUUUAUUAUGUAUUAAGGGCAAACCUGGUUUACAUUGUAUUAUUUGCAUUUGUUUCUGACCUCAGUGAAGCACCAGUUGUGUGGGUGUUGACCACAAAGUUUACAGUCUCGUCAGAGUUCAAUGAUAAACAAUGAAUUUCUGAUGUGUUUCCCCUUAUGUUGUGUGCCCUGUGUAAACUACCCCACCCACCUGGAGCUCCAUAUAGUCCAAAACAAAUGCCAUGAAUCCUUUCCAGCUGUUGUGUGAACCAGGUGUGCUUUAAUGUGAAGAAAACCACCCAGAGCGUUACUGCUCCUAUUAUGUCAAUUCAGAUUUAACUUGUUGUGGGGCUCCUGCUAAAAUACCUGCAGAGAUGUAGAUGAUGUUAAAGUCUAGUGCUUACAUGCAAAGAGGCUUUUGUUAGUUUUGAAACAUCUAUUUAUGAUACUGUUAGAAUAACCAGCAUUUCACAAACUGAUGUUUAGCUUGCUGUGUUAAUUUACCAGUGAAUGCAUGUUUAGAAUGAUCUUGCCUUUAGCAUGUACAUAUUACUCUCCCUUUGCCCAGACAGUCCCCUUUUCAGACAGUCCCUAGUCUCUGCUCAGUAAGUUAUUUUAAAUCAUGAAUACACGGUCUGUCCCUUUUAGCCCAUUUUCUUAUGAAUAUCUGGUCAGUGUUUUUCCUUUUUCUUCCUGAAUUGUUUGUAUGUUCAUGUGUGAAUGGGUGUGAACCUCUUCAGAGGGUUAUGUUGGGAAGCGAAUGACCUGUUUUAGAUAUUUUGUAUCAUUAUACAUAAAGGUGGAGUGAGCUGAGAAAAUGGCCCUCUACAUGUGGUUGUUUGGAGUUCUAUCCUUGUGAAAUGUGCAUUAUCAUAACUUUGUUAUAAAAAAAUAAAGAAAACUGAUCUACA
Molecule: messenger RNA, 2487 nt
Organism: Seriola dumerili (greater amberjack)
Lineage: Eukaryota; Metazoa; Chordata; Actinopteri; Carangiformes; Carangidae
Gene: hdac1
Product: probable histone deacetylase 1-B
Exons: 12
Coding region: 49-1497 (482 amino acids)
Molecular function (GO): histone deacetylase activity
Source: RefSeq, a predicted model, not a curated record